Gambusia affinis (western mosquitofish) is the source of this 1282-nucleotide messenger RNA. Its product is annotated as olfactory receptor 52K1-like. The record is from RefSeq and is a predicted model, not a curated record. Gene Ontology annotation, cellular component: membrane. The transcript has a single exon. Gene Ontology annotation, biological process: G protein-coupled receptor signaling pathway. Lineage: Eukaryota; Metazoa; Chordata; Actinopteri; Cyprinodontiformes; Poeciliidae. Gene Ontology annotation, molecular function: olfactory receptor activity. The coding region runs from base 1 to 948 and encodes 315 amino acids.
AUGGAAAACACAACUUUAGUUCCAGACCUCCUGCUGCUGGAGGGGUUAAAGGUCACUCCUUAUUCGUCUGUCCCAGCCUUCGUCCUGCUGCUCCUCAUCUAUGUCUUUGUGAUGCUGGCCAACGUCGGCCUGGUGACCAUGAUCUCCCUGCAGAGGAGCCUCCACCAGCCCAUGUUCCUGCUGUUCUGCAACAUGGGCGCCAACGAUGUGCUUGGCGCCUCCACCAUCAUCCCCCCGGUGCUGAGCGCCGUCUUCACGCCGACCGCGCAGAGGUACAUCCGCUACAGCAGCUGCGUCCUGCAGGCUUUCUUCGGCCACUUCCACGCCAGCGUCGUCCACACCGUUCUCAUGAUCAUGGCCUUCGACCGCUACGUGGCCGUCUGCAAGCCGCUGCACUACGCCGCCAUCAUGACCAGCCGGAUGGUGGUGAAGCUGUCCGUGUCCGCCUGGGCGGUGUGCUUGGUGCUGGUGGUGGUGCUGGUGGGGCUCAGCGUCCGCCUGUCCCGCUGCCGGGCGGUCGUACUCAACCCGUUCUGCGACAACCCCUCGCUGUUCAAGCUGUCCUGCGAGAGCACCCUGGCCAACGACGUCUACGGCCUGGCCUACACCGUGGUCCUGCUGGGCUCGUCGCUCGGCAGCAUCACGCUCACCUACCUGCGGAUCGCCGUGGCGUGCCUAACCAGCCGCAGCAAGACAAACAGCGCCAGGGCGCUGCAGACAUGCAGCACUCACCUCGUCCUCUACCUCAUCACCUUCCUGUCGGGAGCCCUCAUCAUCGUUCUUCAUCGAUUCCCUAGCUUAUCGGACCAAAGGAAGAUGGCCUCCAUCCUGUUCCACGUUGUUCCUCCGGCGAUGAACGCCAUCAUCUACGGACUGCAGAUCAAAGCUGUCCGCCAGAGGAUUUUCAUCCUGUUUACCAAGAAUACAACUUCAAAUAUGAAGGGAUAAAAUGAAAACGUACCCUAAUGUAAACCGAAACACGAUCAUCUGUUAAUAUUCAGAAUAUAUUUAACUUUUACUCCUAAAUUUUUAUCUAACAGGUUUUUCAGAAUCUGUUCAUGAACUGAAUUUGAGUUUUAACUGCACUUGGGAACAAGAACUGCAGUUUAUCCAAACAUAUUUAUACUUUAGUGUUCAUUACUGUUUUAUUAAGUAUUAUGAACAAGUUCUCACAUACAGAAUACAGAUUUCAAAUUAUAAUUAUUGUUAUUUAUUAAACAAACCAUGAGGAGAACACACAGUUAUUGUGAAGCAGUUUUAUCUAGUAAAACUCUAACUUUAA